AGAGAGAGAUCAUCAAUGGCUUCAAGACCAAGAGGUCGUCCAAAAAAGAAAGAUACUCGUCUGGUUGCAGCUCUUGACGCCAUGCGCCCCUAUGGAUUUCCUCAGGAUUUUGUCGAAGUCGCCGUAAGAGAGCUACUCAAUGUUUAUGGUGGAAAUGAAGGAUGGGUCUUUAUUGAAGACUCUUCUUACUCCGUCCUUGUUGAAACAUUACUUGAAAAAACAAAUGCUCCACAAGAUCAGAAGGAUGAUUCUCCUCAACAUGAUCCGGGAGAUGCAGAUAAUAAAGAAUCUUCAGCUGUUGGGCCAUCCACACCUACUUGCUCCAACUCAGGGGCCACAGAUGCUAUGUUGCUAACUAACCAGGCUUUGGACUCAGCCUCACAUCCUAAUGAGGCUCCAGACAGUGCACAUGAAUCUCGUGGUAUGCAUUAUCUCCCACCGACAGCAAGUUCUGGUGGUGCUGAAGCUCCUGGGGAUAGGCUUGCCCAGUCACCUCCACCUAAUGCGGAUGGUAUGCGUUAUCUCCUACCACCACAGGCAGCAAGUUCUGGUGGUGCUGAAACUUUUGGGAACAGUCUUGCCCAGUCACCUCCACAUAUUGCAGAUGGUUUGAUUUAUCUCCCACCACCACCACCACCAAGUUCUGGUGGUGCUGAAACUCUUGGGAACAGUCUCGGCCAAUCACCUCCACGUAUUGCAGAUGGCAUGCGUUAUCUCCCACGGCCACCAGCAGCAAGAUCUGGUGGGGCUGAAAAUCUUGGGAACAGUCUUGGCCAAUCACCUUCACGUAUUGAACAUGGUAUGCGUUAUCUCCCAUGGCCACCAGAAGCAAGUUCUGGUGGGGCUGAAACUCUUGGGAACGGUCUUGCCCAAUCACCUCCACAUAUUGCAGAUGGUAUGCACUAUCUCCCACGGCCACCGGCAGCAAGAUCUGGUGGGGCUGAAAAUCUUGGGAACAGUCUUGGCCAAUCACCUUCACGUAUUGCAGAUGGUAUGCGUUAUCUCCCACGGCCACUGGCAGCAAGUUCUGGUAGGGCUGAAACUCUUGGGAACAGUCUUGCCCAAUCACCUCCACAUAUUGCAGAUGGUAUGCACUAUCUCCCACGGCCACUGGAAGCAAAUUCUGGUAGUGCUGAAACUCAUGGGAAAAAUCUUGCCCAACCACCUCCACAUAUUGCAGGUAGUAUGCGUUAUCUCCCACCACCACUGGCAGCAAGUUCUGGUGGUGCUGCAACAAUUGGGAAAAGUUUUGCUCAGUCACCUCCACAUGUGAACCAAUCCCCACUACAAGAUAUUCGUCCUACCCGAAGGAGGCGACCUUACCAUGGCUGGAUUAGCAAUGAUGAGGAAAUCGAUCUAGUGCAACUGACACCAGCUCCAUUGCCAGAGGGAAUAGCAAAGUUGCUUAGGAGCUAGAUAAGUAGAGAAAGCCUAACAUCAUUUGGUAGGGAGAGGAUAGAAAGAGCAUUUGGUAGGGAGGAUAGAUGAUAAAUAGUGGGAGGUAAGAAAAACUGGAAGGAUAGAAAGAAUAGUAAUGAUUCAAAAGUGAUAGGAUAGAGAAGAAAUUAGUUGAAGGACGAAAACUGAUGUAAAUUUCCUUAUAUUUGGCUGAAAAGAAAAUGAGAAAAAUGAAAUUUUAAUUUGUAUA
This is a messenger RNA of Quercus robur (English oak), 1648 nucleotides long. Its product is annotated as protein transport protein sec31-like. The coding region runs from base 16 to 1416 and encodes 466 amino acids. The record is from RefSeq and is a predicted model, not a curated record. NCBI's taxonomy places the organism in Eukaryota, Viridiplantae, Streptophyta, Magnoliopsida, Fagales, Fagaceae. The transcript has 5 exons.